Suillus clintonianus is the source of this 2808-nucleotide messenger RNA. RefSeq lists its product as uncharacterized. NCBI's taxonomy places the organism in Eukaryota, Fungi, Basidiomycota, Agaricomycetes, Boletales, Suillaceae. The record is from RefSeq and is a predicted model, not a curated record. The transcript has 12 exons. The coding region runs from base 1 to 2808 and encodes 935 amino acids.
AUGCAAACCAACUAUUCAUGCUCGCAAGAUGAUAGCAUCCCUACUAGCCUACAAGUCCCUUCACAAAUUCAAGAACCCGAAUUCAGCUUUGAUGACAACUUGGACACUGCGGAAUAUACCAUUUAUGAUGAGCACAUAGCUGAUACAACUGGUGAACCUGCCAAGCAAAACCGAACCGUUAAUGUAAGCUGCCGCACAUACAGCCUUAGUUACUGUACUAAUACCACUUGUCAGGAUAAUCCUCUCUCAGUUUGGGUUCAAGAACGCGAGAACUUUCUUCUCGAGCUUCUCCGGUUGGAUGGACGUGGCGAUUUCAUUUUUGAUCAAGUUUGCGAGGGACAUGACGGAUGCCAGGGACAUCCAGACUACCGAUGUCGGGACUGUUUCGGCACAGCUUUGUAUUGCAAGGGAUGUAUGUUGGUGAGACAUCAAGAAAGUCCGUUACAUCGACUUCAGCACUGGGUCGACGGGCACUUCGAGAACACCAACCUCAAAGCCCUUGGACUCAGAAUUCAGCUUGGCCAUCGUGUUGGAAACCGUUGUUGCAACCCGGUGUCAACAGCAUUUCACAACGACUUCGUUGUUCUCGAUGUCAACGGUGUACAUUCAGUCGCAGUAGACUUCUGUGGAUGUGGGACGGCUCAACCGGUAACAACUCAACUCCUCCGUGUCCGGUGGUUUCUGUUUCCAGCAACAUCCCUCAAUCCAAAAACAGCUGCGACUUUUCGGCUCCUUCAUCACUUCCAUAUCCUCACGUUCGAAUCAAAGGCAUCGGCCUUUGAGUGCUGGCAAACACUGUCACGGCUGUCCGACAACUCUGGCAUCAAUCCUCCUAAGGAUCACUACGUAGCGCUACUUCGGAUGAUCAAAGAAUGGCGGAACUUGACACUACUCAAACGAUUUGGCCGUGGGCAUGACCCCGAAGGUAUCAGUGCAACUCAAUGUGGUUCUUGCGCUGUCCUAUGUCCUGCUUGUCCCCAACCAGGUAAAAAUUUACCGCAGGGUUGGGAGGAUGCAGUUCCUGAAAAACGGUGGCUUUAUGGAAUUUUCAUUGCGAUUGACGCAAACUUUCGCUUGGCGCGGAAGAAUGUUUCCUCGGAUAAGGUCGAUCCUGGUUUGAGCAACGGAUGGUCAUACUUUGUGGAGGAACAGGGAUACAAGACCUUCCUCAACGAAGUUGGCCAGCAGCCGCAAGAGAAAAGUACAUGUGCAAGUCAUGAUGCUGUCAACCUGGCCGAGACGAAGAACUCCUGCGGUCUUGCAGCAACAGGUGCUGGGACCGUGGAUUGCUCACGCCAUAACUUUAAACAGCCAUGUGCCGUUGGAGACCUCCAGAAGGGGGAAAAAUACGUGAAUAUGGAUUACCUAUUUUGCUCCACCAUGCAGCACGCGAAGGACCUCAUUGUUUUCAACGUAUCAUACGACAUCGCCUGCCAGUGGAGUAAAAAUAUUCAAGCACGAAUGCUCAAGUACCCCGAUCAUAUUCGCUUCAAUUGCGCCGACAAAUCCAUGACAUUUCUUGUCCCGAAGUUCCAUCUUCCCGCGCAUAUCUUGGCGUGUCAGAUUACUUAUUCGCACAAUCUCAUCAGAGGUAUGGGCCGGACUGACGGCGAGGCUCCCGAGCGUGGCUGGGCGAACAUAAACCCUGUAGCUACAAGCACACGCGAAAUGGGUCCGGGCGCUCGGCGCGAUACACUGGAUGAUCACUUUGGCGACUUCAAUUGGAAGAAAGUUACCAAUUUGGGUGUUAGCCUUUUGCGAAAACUCAAGGUGGCUAUGCCUGAACGUGAACGGCAUCAGCGCGAUUUUCGCGAGUUCAACGACACCCUCAUCGCAGAAAGGUCAGAGGAGGUGUCACGAUGGAGGAUUGCUGUCGAAGAGUGGGAAGCAGAUAUGUCUGUGACGAACCCCUUCGGUGCAACCACAGCAACUAUGACGCAGGCAUCCGUGCGGCUGAGCCUCUCUCAGAAAGAGGCUGAUGAUCUCAAGCAUGGUGUCAAUCAUUCCCUUCAUAGUGAGAUAUCACCCGCGGUUCUUAUUUCAACAGGUAUCGCCAUAGAGGAAGAACAAAACAGGCUCAAGCGGGACAUUUCAGCCCUUGGCGCACACUCAACUGAUCUCCAGCGUUCAAAGAUACAAGAUCGGACGAACGCUCUGAAGCGUAAAGUCGAACAAUGGUGCCAAGUCCAGCUCUUGUAUAUGCCCUCGGCAUCACACAUCCGAACUACUCGUGAUUCCAGCGCGGGGGCCUUUGAGGAAAGGGCACACAAUAUCAAUCUAUUCCUUCCCUCCGAGUUGAAGGAGCACGCCCCAGACGCUGUGUGUGAUGAACAGCUCUGUCGUUUCGAAUGGGAACUGCGUCGAGGGCAAUCCUUUGAUGCACUCGAUGACCUCCGUCGCCAUCUCCUCUUACGCACUCAUCUGUACAAAUUCAAGCACAUUAAUAUCCGUGGUCAACGAGCCAACACCCGCGCUUCUGCUGUAAUCGGAAAUGUUGAACGCAAUGUCUUAGAGGCUGCAGACAGGUAUCGCAGGGCAAGGAACGCACUCAAAAAUCUGCAUGAGACGCUCGGCGAACAUGACUGGCUGGAGGUCUUUCCGAUACUGGAGCAAGCACACGUUCGUGGCAUGUCGGAAGGCGAGGCAGGACAAUCAGAGGGCAAUAGGACUCUCUCUUGGAUCUGGAAGGCGCGGGGAGUUUCUGCUGCAGGAGAUGUUCUCACAGAUGCAUUAAGAAUAGAAUGGUGUAAAGCAAGGGCACGUGCGAAUCGCUGGACGGAGGAGGUCCAGCAGGCUAUACUGUCAUAA